AUGCCAGAAUCACAAGUAGUGCUUGUCAGUGGAGAAGGUGAAAAAUUCACCGUUGAUCGUAAGAUCGCAGAGCGUUCACUACUUCUGAAGAACUAUCUAAACGAUAUGCAUGAUAGUGUUUUAGACGAUAGUGAUGAAGAUGAAGAUGUUGUGAUGCCAAUCCCUAAUGUACGGUCGAGUGUUUUACAAAAAGUUAUCGAAUGGGCGGAACACCAUAGGGAUUCCACUUUCCCCGAUGAAGACGAUGAUGAUUCUCGUAAGAGCGCUCCUAUGGAUUCAUGGGAUCGUGAAUUUCUCAAAGUAGACCAAGAGAUGCUCUACGAAAUCAUCCAAGCUGCCAAUUACUUAAACAUCAAACCUUUGUUAGACGCAGGUUGUAAAGUAGUUGCUGAAAUGAUUAGAGGCCGUUCUGCUGAAGAAAUCCGUAGAACUUUUAACAUUGUUAACGAUUUUACACCUGAGGAAGAAGCUGCCAUCCGUCGUGAAAAUGAAUGGGCUGAAGACAGGUAG
This is a messenger RNA of Zygosaccharomyces rouxii, 510 nucleotides long. RefSeq names its product SCF ubiquitin ligase subunit SKP1 (gene SKP1). The record is from RefSeq and is a predicted model, not a curated record. The coding region runs from base 1 to 510 and encodes 169 amino acids. The transcript has a single exon. Gene Ontology annotation, molecular function: cullin family protein binding. Gene Ontology annotation, biological process: SCF-dependent proteasomal ubiquitin-dependent protein catabolic process; mitotic cell cycle. Lineage: Eukaryota; Fungi; Ascomycota; Saccharomycetes; Saccharomycetales; Saccharomycetaceae. Gene Ontology annotation, cellular component: nucleus; cytoplasm.